AUGCCAAAACGUCGGCAGUCAAAAAUUCCUCAGCGCAUCGGUGGGAGUACGCGCAGUCCAGUUUGGUCAGUAACGCGUCGGCAGCGUACCGAGCUUUCACCACGGCGAGAUGAUGAAACCGGAACAACGCAGACGUAUAGUUCACGGACUGUGACCACCACCGAACGUGUACAAAUGAUCCCUAUGCCAAUCGGCACUGAAUCACCUCUGGACAUGCUUUCAUCAACAGGCGAAAGUGAAAGGCGAUUAGCAACGACAACAAUUGGAUCUCAUAAUAUGUUACUUGUCGGUGGUGUAACAGCUGACGGAGUUCCACUUUUUACGGGUAUCCAGGCUACACCGACAACAGAAACAACAACCAUGAUUACAACGACAACCACAACUUACAGCACCAUUGAGAUUGAAGACGAGAACGGUGAACACGAACGUGAGCUAUCGGCAUCAGAGAGAACCGGUUCACCCUCGAAAACGAUGCAGUUGACGCUGGACUUUCCGGACGAUUACGAGAUUGUCAAUUUUGAAGACGUACAACAGCAUCCAGCCGGUGAUCGAGAACAAGUAUACGUGGUUGUUGGCAAAAAGGAAUCACCGACACGAACAACCAGCACACCAGAUUACUUUGUCAAAACAAUUGACAUCGACCUGCCCUCCAGUGAAAGUAAGGAAUCAACAAGCGUUGAACGUAUUUCCGAUACAGAAAUAAACGGCUGGGAGACGAAAGAAACAGCGGAAACUCCACAACACGAUUACGAUGCACACGAGGGAACAAUCGCAUCCACAAGCAAAGAAUGUGAUAUCAACCAGGAACCAAUUGAGCGUUACGUUAACGUCUAUCACAAUGGUGUAUCACCUACAGUACUACAGUCCGACAAGGAGCACAUCACUAAGGAAAUUUCAACGGUCGUAGCAAAAUACUCAGGGGCUUACAAACAGGCUUCUAUACAAGGUGAACACACGGUAUACUAUGACCCAAAAACAGGAGAGAUCGUGUCAGAUUCACAGAAAGAAAAAAAGCGAGAAACGAAAGCGACGGAAUCACCCAGAAGAUUCAAAUCCAUUUACACGGUUCGCUUUUCAGAACCAUUUAAAACACAAGCAGACAACUACGAACUCGAUGAGCAGUACAGGCAAAGCGAAAAGGAAGGCAUUAGGCCAGUCGAAAUUGAUAUAACUGAAGGAACUGAUAUGACAGGUCCGACAACUAUACAAGCUUACGAGGGUCCGGUUGAAUCGACAAAUCGCGUUGCCGAAGUGGAAAGUGAACCACUGGAGCAACAC
Messenger RNA from Gongylonema pulchrum, 1278 nucleotides. The record is from the annotation of a GenBank genome assembly. NCBI's taxonomy places the organism in Eukaryota, Metazoa, Nematoda, Chromadorea, Rhabditida, Gongylonematidae.